Molecule: messenger RNA, 932 nt
Organism: Mya arenaria
Lineage: Eukaryota; Metazoa; Mollusca; Bivalvia; Myida; Myidae
Product: 17-beta-hydroxysteroid dehydrogenase 14-like
Exons: 11
Coding region: 99-881 (260 amino acids)
Molecular function (GO): oxidoreductase activity
Source: RefSeq, a predicted model, not a curated record
CCGCCUCUGUCUUGAGUGUCUAUCAUUUAAAUUUAUAAUUUAAUAAUAGCUAGGGAAAUCACCCUUACCUCGGACCUAUACACGUAAAGGCCUGGUUUAUGGAUCCUGUAGACAUAUUGUCGAAGAGUAGAAUGUCCACCGGAUUUGGACGGUUCACGGAUAAGGUGGUAGUGGUCACGGGCGGCUGUAAAGGAAUAGGGGCUGGAUGUGUCGAGGUCUUCAGAGAGGCUGAAGGAAAGGCAGCUGUUUGGGAUGUAGAUGACGAGGUAGGAAAGACUAUUGCAAGCGAGGAUGUACUCUAUAUUCGAUGUGACAUGACGGACGAAGAUGAAAUUAAGAACGCGGUUGAAAAGACGGUGGAGAGGUUUGGAAGAAUCGACUGCCUUAUUAACAAUGCUGGGUCGCAUCCACCAUUUCACAAAAUAGACGAAUAUCCUGCCGAGGAUUUACGAAAACUGAUGGAUCUCAACUUUGUUGCCUAUUACCUUGCCGCUCAGCACUGUCUACCCCAUAUACGGAAGACAAAUGGAACGGUGGUGAAUAUCGCCAGCCAGGUCGGUUCACAGGGACAGAAGUUCGCAACGGCAUACUCCGCUACAAAGGGUGCAGUCAUUGCAUUUUCAAUGUCUCUCGCGAAGGAGGAAGCUGCGUACGGAGUGCGUGUUAAUGCGGUCAGUCCCACGGCCACAGUUACACCCAUGCUGCGGGGAUUUUAUGAAGAGGAGCCAAGCGAACUGGAGGAAGAAGCUGCCAGGGCGCCUCUUGGACGCUUUUGCCGACCGGAAGAAAUAGGGAAGCUUUGCCUGUUCCUAGCAACGGAGGGUACCUUUAUCACCGGUGAAGACCUACAUCCCUAUGGAGGUAUACAGGAAAAUUGGUAAACCCCAGGUGAUACGAUGAAUGACUCACAGACUUUGCAAAGUUAUUAAGGC